Messenger RNA from Mandrillus leucophaeus (drill), 2574 nucleotides. It is a transcript of the gene ALDH8A1, whose product is annotated as aldehyde dehydrogenase 8 family, member A1. The record is from RefSeq and is a predicted model, not a curated record. Gene Ontology annotation, molecular function: retinal dehydrogenase (NAD+) activity. Bases 70 to 1533 code for a protein of 487 amino acids. The transcript has 7 exons. NCBI's taxonomy places the organism in Eukaryota, Metazoa, Chordata, Mammalia, Primates, Cercopithecidae. Gene Ontology annotation, biological process: retinoic acid metabolic process.
AGUCCAGACAGUGGUAGGGACAACCUGAGUGCUCAGUCAUAAAGAGGAAAGGCAGAAUUUUUCCUUGCUAUGGCUGGAACAAAGGCACUUUUGAUGCUGGAAAACUUCAUAGAUGGAAAAUUUUUACCUUGUAGCUCAUAUAUAGAUUCUUACGACCCAUCAACGGGGGAAGUGUAUUGCAGAGUGCCAAAUAGUGGAAAAGAUGAGAUCGAAGCCGCGGUCAAGGCCGCCAGAGAAGCCUUUCCCGGCUGGUCAUCCCGCAGCCCCCAGGAGCGCUCGCGGGUCCUGAACCAGGUGGCAGAUUUGCUGGAGCAGUCCCUGGAGGAGUUUGCCCAGGCCGAGUCUAAAGACCAAGGGAAAACCUUAGCACUGGCAAGAACCAUGGACAUUCCCCGGUCUGUGCAGAACUUCAGGUUCUUCGCUUCCUCCAUCCUGCACCACACGUCAGAGUGCACGCAGAUGGACCACCUGGGCUGCAUGCACUACACGGUUCGGGCCCCGGUGGGAGUUGCUGGUCUAAUCAGCCCGUGGAAUUUGCCACUCUACUUGCUGACCUGGAAGAUAGCUCCAGCGAUUGCUGCAGGGAACACUGUGGUGGCCAAACCCAGUGAGCUGACUUCAGUGACGGCGUGGAUGUUGUGCACUCUCCUGGAUAAAGCAGGUGUUCCACCAGGUGUGGUCAAUAUUGUGUUUGGAACUGGGCCCAUGGUGGGUGAGGCCCUGGUGUCCCAUCCAGAGGUGCCCCUGAUCUCCUUCACCGGGAGCCAGCCCACCGCCGAGCGGAUCACCCAGCUGAGCGCUCCACACUGCAAGAAGCUCUCCCUGGAGCUGGGCGGCAAGAAUCCGGCCAUCAUCUUCGAGGACGCCAACCUGGAUGAGUGCAUUCCGGCAACCGUCAGGUCCAGCUUUGCCAACCAGGGUGAAAUCUGUCUCUGUACCAGCAGGAUCUUUGUCCAGAAGAGCAUCUAUACUGAAUUUUUAAAGAGAUUUGUAGAAGCUACCAGAAAGUGGAAAGUCGGCAUUCCCUCUGAUCCAUUGGCCAGCAUGGGUGCUCUGAUAAGUAAAGCACAUUUGGAGAAAGUCAGAAGUUACGUCAAGAGAGCCCUUGCUGAAGGUGCCCAGAUUUGGUGCGGGGAGGGGGUGGAUAAGUUGAACCUCCCCGCCAGGAGCCAGGGAGGCUACUUCAUGCUUCCCACGGUGAUAACAGACAUUAAGGAUGAAUCCUGCUGCAUGACGGAAGAGAUAUUUGGUCCAGUGACGUGUGUCGUCCCCUUUGAUAGCGAAGAGGAGGUGAUUGAAAGAGCCAACAACGUUAAGUAUGGGCUGGCAGCUACUGUGUGGUCCAGCAAUGUGGGACGUGUCCACCGGGUGGCUAAGAAGCUGCAGUCUGGCUUGGUCUGGACCAACUGCUGGCUCAUCAGGGAGCUGAACCUUCCUUUCGGGGGGAUGAAGAGUUCUGGAAUAGGUAGAGAAGGAGCCAAGGACUCUUACGACUUCUUCACUGAGAUCAAAACCAUCACCGUUAAACACUGAUCUUUGCUAAUGGUGGAGCCACUAUGGCCGAUGCCUGGCUGCUGGGAUCAGUUGUUCAACGUGUUGGAUGAAAAUCACGGCAUGAAUUCCAGCUAUGCCUUGACUUGGCAGAAGGAUAUCUCUAGCUUAUCCUCAGUUCUUAGUAAUUUUACCCACUAGUGAAGAGAUACUGUCUAUUUUCAAUGUGGACUCGGAAGAAAAGACUUCUAAGUAGGAAGACAGAACAAUGAUGCCAAACAGUUGUCAAGCUCCUCCCAGGUUAUGUUUUUAUAGUGUUUCUUUCAUCAUCUUCAUUGAACUCUUCGGAGUCUCCAGACAAUCAGAUUAUUUCAUUUGCAAGUAUAUGGUAAAUUUUUAAAAAAUCUACAAUCAGGUACAGUGCGUCCUGCCUAUAAUCCCAGCACUUUGGGAGGCCAAGGCAGCGGAUCACUUGAGUUCAGGAGUUCGAGAUCAGCCUAGGCAACAUGGUGAAAUCCUAUCUUUACCAAAAAUUUAAAAAUUAGCUGGGUGUGGUGCCCUCUGCCUAUAGCCCCAGCUACUUGGGAGUCUGAGGUGGGAGGAUCACUUGAGCCCGGGCUGUUGAGGCUGCAGUGAGCCAUGAUCAUGCCACUGCAUUUCAGCCUGUGGGACAGAGUGAGACCUUGUCUUUAAAAUAAAAAAUGCUACAAACCCAAAAAGAAACAAAGAGCCAUAAUUUGCCAUCUUUGGAGAGAUUAUGGAGAUGUUCUCCUUGUCUAUUAACCACUAGCAUGGCUAAUUGAUCUUUGAUUGUACCUCAUUACGUAAGGGGGCAGUGGAUGUCUUUGGAAUUUGUUAGGGGAAGCUUAUGUGGUAAGCUCUACUAAAUGUAUCUCUACAAGGAUGAAGAAAAACAAAAUAACUACCACUUUUGGAGGAAACUUGGAACAAGAAGAGGACAUAGUUUGAUCUAUUCCUAUGGUCAAGUCCAAUCAAUUCUAUUUCUUAGUGUGUGCAUCUAGUGAGGCUUACAACUUACUAACUCCAAAAGAAGCAAUAAAUGUUAAACAAUUUUAGUAACCA